Messenger RNA from Penaeus indicus, 3345 nucleotides. RefSeq names its product probable peptidoglycan muropeptide transporter SLC46. NCBI's taxonomy places the organism in Eukaryota, Metazoa, Arthropoda, Malacostraca, Decapoda, Penaeidae. Gene Ontology annotation, cellular component: membrane. The coding region runs from base 370 to 2205 and encodes 611 amino acids. Gene Ontology annotation, molecular function: transmembrane transporter activity. Gene Ontology annotation, biological process: transmembrane transport. The record is from RefSeq and is a predicted model, not a curated record. The transcript has 6 exons.
GGCCGUGUGAUGGUGGCGUAAGGGCGCGCUUGAGAGAGCAAGAGGAAGAGGAAGAGAGUGAUAUAAAGAGAGUCUGUGAGAAGAGGAACGCGGGGAAGCACGGACUCGUUCGGUCGAGACGUUAAAUACAGAUAGAAUUAGAUUAUUUGGGGAAAAGGAAGAAAAAGGGAAAUAAAAAUAAGGGGGGGCAGUUGUUCGCAUUGGGUCGCCUCUUAGGCAUGGCACCCGGCGCUGUGAUUUCGGAAACUACGAUGGUAUCGCUACAUUUUACGAUGGAUUAGUACCUUUUGUAGUUCGGAACAUUCACUUAGCCCUGUUGAUUUAGUGCCUCGAACUCUUCUUUCACACGAGAGCCCCGUGCUGGAGACAAUGGCGGAGGCGCCGGAGAGAACCAAGUGGCAGAUCCUGCUGGCGGCGCUGAGCAGCAUUUCGGUGGAGCCCGUGAUGCUGCUGGACGGCGUGGCCUACUCCAACAUGGUGGUGCUGGUGGAGAACCUGCAGAUGGACAAGGUUUGCCGCGUGAACCUCAACCACUCGGCCGAGGUCUGCGGCAACCUGUCGGAGCACAAGGCGGUGCGCGACGAGAUGACGCGCGAGGUCAGCGUGUUCGCCAUGUACAACGGCAUCAUCACCUCCAUCAUCCCGCUGUUCUUCAUCCUGUUCAUGGGCGCCUGGAGCGACAAGUACGGCCGCAAGACGCCGCUCCUCGUGGCCACGCUGGGCCACCUGCUCUACGCGCUCGGCUACCUCGUCAACUCGGCCGUGGAUGCGUGGCCCGUCGAGUACCUGCUCAUCGUGGCGCUGCUCGACUCGCUGGGCGGCGGCACCGUGUCCUUCCUGACAGCGGCCAACUCCUACAUGAGUGACGUGACCACCGAGGAGGCCAGGACCUCCCGCCUCGGCCUGGCCAACAGCAUCUGGUUCCUGGGCGGCCCCAUCGGCACCUUCAUCGGCACUUACAUCUACAAGGCGGGCGGCUACCAAGUGCUCUUCGGAACAUCGCUGUCCAUGUACCUGGUCUCGUGCGCCUACAUCAUCUUCCUGCUGCCGGAGAGCCACGGGCCCUUCGCCAACGUCAAGAAACUCGAGAAGAUCCUGGAGCCGAAGCAGUCGCUGCGCCUGCGGGAGAGCAUCGUGUGGGUGUACGGCAUCGAGAAGGACAAGAAGCGGGACCUGAUGCACACGGAGAGCGUGCGGGAGCGGGCCAAGAAGAUCUCCCUGGUGCAGAUGCUCAAGGACUUCUUCAACCCCCGCCGCUUCGUCGACAGCUUCAGGUGCACCCUCAAGAAGCGGGAGGGCCACGUCAGGAUCUACAUUCUGCUCCUCAUCUUCAGCAAUCUCCUACGCAAGCUCGGUCGAGGCGCCUACAUGUAUCUCUUCACCCGCCACGUGUUACACUGGCAGGCAAGCGACUAUGGCAUCUGGGUGACCUAUAAGAACCUUUUAGCUACUCUAGGCUCCCUGGUCGCCGUGCCCGUCCUCAGCGCCGGCCUGAAGGUGUCCGACAACGUGCUGGCGAUGGUCGGCGCGCUCUCCUCCGUCUUCGACUACAUCCUGUACGGCCUCGUCAGCGAAGAGACCUAUUUCUUCAUGUGGCUUGCUCCCCUGGCGGCGCUCUUAGUAAACUCUUGCGCCAUUGCUAUCAGGGCAAUGCUGUCCAAAUACGUCACGUCAGAUGAAGUAGGCAAAGUGUCAGCAGUCCUGGGGGCGCUGGACGGCAUCAUGCCCAUGAUCAGCUUCUCGCUUUACACGGCCGUCUACCACUCGACGGUGGAGGUCUUCCCCGGCGCCCAGUUCUUCUUCGGCGCCUCCUCCAACGUCCUCAUGGCGCUCAUCUUCAUCUUCGUGAUGGUGACGGACAAGACUGGCACGUACAACGUGGAGGCGCCGAAGCCGCGCAAGGAGCCCGUGGCGGCCGUGACGGAGAAGCGGCUGGUCAUGCACCAGGACUCGCGCUGGCUCUACGAGGACGCCGGCCACAACAAGCUCAAGAUCCGCCUGUCCACCAUCCUGCUGUCCUCCCUCAACUUCAGCAUCGAGGUGCCCACGAUGGAGAGCAGCUUCGGCAAGCCCCUGGAGACGAUCCAGGAGGAGCCCGAGAAGGAGGAGGAGGAGGCGGCGAAGGAGAAGAAGAGCGAGAAGGAGAAGGGCGGCGGUCGGGACGCCUUUGACAACCCCGCUUACGCGCACGACGACGCGGUCUGAGGCCUGUCCUUCAGGCCGGUCCCGCGCCCGUCCUGCCCGGCGCCGGCACUGAUCUCUCCCUGUUAAUGUGUGUCUAUAUAUAUAUAUGUUUGUGUGUGUGUGUGUGUGUGUGUGUGUGUGUGUGUGUGUGUGUGUGUGUAUGUAUGUAUGUAUGUAUGUAUGUAUGUGUGUAUAUAUGUAUGUAUGUAUGCAUGUAUAUAUGUAUGUAUGUAUAUACACAAUUCUUACUGUACACACUUAGUAUUACCUUUCGCCAAACCCGUGAACAGGCUAUAGCGAUAACCCAUAUAUUUCUUUAUUUGUUUGUAAUUCUAAAUAUUCCUUUAUGAUUAUGUAUAUGAUAUGCCUGUUCCCUGUUCUACCGGGCAAGGGGAAAUCGUGUUAAGAGAGGAUCCAUGACAAUAGAAAAGGUCCUGAAUGUUGCAGAUUCAUUGCAAGUCUUGACCAUGUAAGGAGCUUUUGUAAAUAGGUCUAUUGUGUGUGUGUGAGUGUGUGUGUAUGUGAAUGUGAGUGCGUGUGUGUGUCUGAGUGUGUGUGUGUGUGUGUGAAAGGAAAUGUGUUUUUAUAUUAAGCUUAACGUGUUUUUUAACUCUCUUUCCCUCUUUCUUUCCCUCCUCAUAUGCUCUUGGCUGCUGUGUUCACCUCACCAAGAGAGGGAAGUCAUUUUCUAUUCCUUAUCGUAUCUUUAGGUAUAUUCACCUUUUAUAUUACAUUUGUGAUGACGACAAAGUUCUAGAGAUUAUAACAUGUCUUUUACCAUCGUUAUUGUUUCAUUAUUUUCUGUCAACCUUUACUUCAUAUUUUUUUCGAUCAACAUAUUCUGAGAAUGUUUUAUUUAUUCUUCAUUAUCAUUUUUAUUGAUACAUUUUUUCCCUGACGAGUGCUCUCUACAAGAAAUUGAAGUCAAGCUAAAGAAAACAAUAUUUUAAGAAUACUUCUGUCAAAAAAAACAGAUAUUCAUAUGAACACAAUAUAUGAUAGGCUGUAUAUAUUCAUAAUGUAUGUGUUUAUAUUUUCACGUGAUAUGUCGUAACUAUAUACAUAUGCCUUUACAUUCUAGUUUAGAUAAUGCCAACAAAUGAGGCGUUUUUAGUAAUAGAAUCUAUAUUGUGAUUUUUCCACAAUAAACAGUGAAUUAAU